Messenger RNA from Sabethes cyaneus, 717 nucleotides. Its product is annotated as integumentary mucin C.1-like. Gene Ontology annotation, cellular component: extracellular region. Gene Ontology annotation, molecular function: chitin binding. Bases 1 to 717 code for a protein of 238 amino acids. The record is from RefSeq and is a predicted model, not a curated record. The transcript has 2 exons. Lineage: Eukaryota; Metazoa; Arthropoda; Insecta; Diptera; Culicidae.
AUGUUUAUUGGUUACAUGCUUGAUCCUGAUACUACUACAACUACUCCAAUUACUACGACUACUCCAACUACCACAACUACUACAACUACUCCAAUUACUACGACUACUCCAACUACCACAACUACAACAACUACUCCAAUUACUACGACUACUCCAACUACCACAACAACUACAACUACUCCACUUACUACGACUACUCCAACUACCACAACUACUACAACUACUCCAAUUACUACGACUACUCCAACUACCACAACUACAACAACUACUCCAAUUACUACCACCACUCCAACUACCACAACUACUACAACUACUCCAAUUACUACGACCACUCCAACUACCACAACUACUACAACUACUCCAAUUACUACGACCACUCCAACUACCACAACUACAACAACUACCCCGAUUACUACGACCACUGAGACAAUCAGUUCAACUACACCUGAUCCGGGUUGUCCCACAUGUCCACCGGGGGUAUGCAAGCCCGACGACCGCUGCCCGAUUAGCUGCAAUGAAUGUGAGCCAGUUUUACUGCCCCAUCCAGACCAAUGUGGAAUGUUCCUUAAAUGUACACAUGGAUUCGCUUGCGAAAUGCACUGUCCGGCGGGACUUCACUGGAGCGUACAACAAAACCGGUGCGAGUGGCCUAGAUGCGCUGGCUGCGAUCCUACAAUUCCUCCGGGGUGCGACUGUGACAAUGCCGCAUGUCCAUGA